UCUGCUCGGCCCAUGUUCGCCAAUACGCUCACUCUUGCACUCGCACUGCUGGGACGUUCCACACUCGCCGACCACUUCACAUGCUGCUACAAACCUGGUUCUCAAGCUCCUUCGACGUACGGCUUCAAGAGAUACUGCGUGGCAACUAGAAUUAAUCCGGCGAAUUCAACCCAAGUGUGCGCCUAUGUCUGUCGCUCUGACGGCGGCGACAACAACAGCGCACGUAUUUCCGACUGGGGCUUUUUGGCCCCCAAGACGCUCGAGAUUGGUCAGUGACAGGACCAGAGCUCGCGAAGAGCGAAGGAGAGAGCUGAUGCACCGCUCGCGUCGCGAGAUGCAUGCCACUUGCACCGUAGCAACUCCUUGCGGUACCGGCGGGUACGGACACCGGGCCAACGGCGAUUGCUAUUCUAAGCUCUGGGCCUUCUGCUUGGAUAGCUCGGACAACGACGCCUGCUAUUAUCUGGCAUCUCAUGACGA
Molecule: messenger RNA, 480 nt
Organism: Jaminaea rosea
Lineage: Eukaryota; Fungi; Basidiomycota; Exobasidiomycetes; Microstromatales
Exons: 1
Coding region: 13-276 (87 amino acids)
Source: RefSeq, a predicted model, not a curated record